Messenger RNA from Eruca vesicaria subsp. sativa (arugula), 1075 nucleotides. Lineage: Eukaryota; Viridiplantae; Streptophyta; Magnoliopsida; Brassicales; Brassicaceae. The record is from the annotation of a GenBank genome assembly.
UCUGUCUCUUCGUCGUGAUUAGCCUUAAGAGAAUCAUCCAUCAUCCUCCACCUCAACAACUCCUCCAUUCCCAAGAAGUAGAUUCUCGCGUGGAGUUCAGUUUCUUCUUCUUCUUCGAGCUCUCUCUCUCUCUCUACCUAACUCCACUGCCAUGGCUAACCCUCAUGAUAACCUCUCCGAUCAUCAACCUCCUUCCGACGACUUCUUCGAGCAGAUCCUCGGCUUAUCUAACUUCUCUGCUUCUUCAAGCUCUGGUGGACUUUCUGGACUACCAGGAGGAUUAAGUGGUCCCCCUCCGAUGAUGCUUCAGCUCGGUUCAGGGGAGGAAGGGAAUCAUAAUCAUAUGGGGGGUAUUGGAGGAGGAGGAGGAGAGCAUUUAGGGUUUCAGAACGGGAUGUUUCCGUUGGGGUUAAGCCUCGAUCAAGGGAAAGGAGGAGGACAUGGGUUUCUUAAACCUGAUGGAAGUGGUGGGAAACGUUUUCAAGAUGAUGUUGUUGAUAAUCGAUGUUCCUCCAUCAAACCUGUUUACCAUGGGCAGCCAAUGACACAGCCAGCUCCACCAAUGCCGCACCAACAAUCUUCAAUCCGACCUAGAGUUAGGGCUAGGCGAGGUCAGGCCACUGAUCCACAUAGCAUUGCUGAGCGGCUGCGUAGGGAAAGAAUAGCAGAACGGAUCAGGGCGUUGCAGGAGCUUGUACCUACUGUCAACAAGACUGAUAGGGCUGCUAUGAUCGAUGAGAUUGUCGAUUAUGUAAAGUUUCUCAGGCUCCAAGUUAAGGUCUUGAGCAUGAGUCGUCUUGGUGGGGCCGGUGCUGUUGCUCCACUAGUCACUGAAAUGCCAUUGUCGUCAUCAAUUGAGGAUGAGAACCAAGCAGUGUGGGAGAAAUGGUCAGACGAUGGGACAGAGCGUCAAGUGGCUAAGCUGAUGGAAGAAAACGUUGGAGCAGCGAUGCAGCUUUUGCAGUCAAAGGCUCUUUGCAUAAUGCCAGUCUCAUUGGCAAUGGCGAUUUACCAUUCUCAGCCACCUGACACAUCUUCUUCAGUCGUGAAACCUGAGAUGAAUCCUCCACAGUAG